AUUGCUCUUUGGAACAUUUCGGGACGAUGAUGAUCUCCGAUCAUAUGCUACGGAAGGCGGCUGGGAGAGAUGCAACACGCGCUUGCGGGUCAGUCCACCUAAGGUCCGCGCCUACGUCAUACCCCGCUCAUCCCAGCUUAAGAGCUCCAGGCCUUCUGUCCACUCGAAGCAGCACACCCCGACCAUCUCUCUUCUACACCUAAAUCAAUACUUGAACUCUCGACAAACCACUUUCAAACCUACCUCUCUCACUCCACUUUUAUAACUCACUAUGGCCUGGUUCACCAGCACCGAAAAGGCCGCCUCCACGCCCACCGAGCCCAAAACUGAGGGCGGCUCUCGCCUCGGCAUGGGCGCGGAGCAAGACCGCUACGCAUCGCACUUCCAGGUACCCGAAGGCACCGCCGACCGCGUGAGGGAGGGCUUGAAGAACUUCGCUAGCAAGAAAGGCAACGGCGCGGAGCAGGAUCGGUACGCGUCGCACUUCGGCCUCGACAGCGACCCCGUUGCCGCCGCCGCGAGGUGGCUUGCGAACCAGCAGGGUGGCGUGUCCGGCGCGGAGCAGGAUCGUUACGAUGCGUGGUUCGGGCUUGGGCAUGACGGGUGGACGAGAGCGAGACACCUGGCUAGCACACAGGGUGUGGGCGCUGAGCAGGACCGCUACGGAUCGCAUUUCUCUAUCGACACUGGAUCGGUAAAGAGGGCGGCGUUGUCGGUGGAGGAGGGUGUUAAGCAGGCGCGCGACCGGUAGAGUGCGUCGAUGAUGAAUUUGGAUUUACUGAGGGUUGGAUAUCACCGCAUACGAACGGCAUCAGAAC
Paraphaeosphaeria sporulosa is the source of this 818-nucleotide messenger RNA. RefSeq lists its product as uncharacterized. The coding region runs from base 272 to 751 and encodes 159 amino acids. The transcript is spliced from 2 exons. NCBI's taxonomy places the organism in Eukaryota, Fungi, Ascomycota, Dothideomycetes, Pleosporales, Didymosphaeriaceae. The record is from RefSeq and is a predicted model, not a curated record.